AUGGGGAAGAAGAGUGGUUCUUCUUCUUCUUGGCUCACCGCCGUUAAACGAGCUUUCCGAUCUCCGACCAAGAAAGAACAUAACAACAACAAUGCUCAUGGUAAUGAAGCUGAGGAAGACGAAGACAAGAAGAGAGAGAAGAGACGGUGGUUAUUCAGAAAAUCGACGAAUCACGACUCUCCGGCGAAGACCUCCGUCGUCGGAAAAGACGUCCCUGCACCGAAAUCCACGGAAACGGAGACAAACAACACAACCGUCUCAUCCUCUGUUACAGAACAGAAAUCCGCCGCAUCAACACCUUUCGCCACCGUCUCCGCCGCACCAGAAGCCCCUCCGAAGACGACGGAGCUACCAAAUCUCUCAAGACGGACUUAUACAGCAAGAGAAAAUUACUCAGCUAUCGUCAUCCAAACUGGUUUCAGAGGUUAUCUGGCAAGAAGAGCAUUAAGAGCGUUAAGAGGAUUAGUGAAGCUACAAGCAUUAGUGAGAGGUCACAAUGUUAGGAAGCAAGCGAAGAUGACACUACGGUGUAUGCAAGCUCUAGUCCGAGUCCAGUCACGUGUCCUUGACCAACGCAAACGCUUGUCCCACGACGGUAGUCGCAAAUCUGCCUUCAGCGACACUCACAGCGUCCUCGAAUCUCGUUAUCUCCAAGAUGUUUCAGACAGAAGAUCCAUGUCAAGAGAAGGAAGCAGCAUUGCAGAAGAUUGGGAUGAGCGACCACACACGAUUGAAGAAGUGAAAGCAAUGCUGCAACAGAGACGAGACAAUGCUUUGAGACGAGAGAGUAAUAGCAGUUUAUCACAAGCUUUCUCUCAAAAGAUUCGGAGAACCAGAGGUAGUCAAUCUGUGGGAGACGAGGAAGAAGAAGAGAGACCGAAAUGGUUAGACCGAUGGAUGGCGUCUAAACCGUGGGACAAACGAGCUUCAACGGAUCAAAGACCACCGGUUUACAAAACCGUUGAAAUCGAUACUUCUCAACCGUAUUUAACCCGCGGUUACUCGAGAACCGGAGCUAGCCCAAGCCGUAACCAAAGGUCUAGCUCACCAUCAAGAACCAAUUUCACAUCAGCUACACCGUCUCCGGCUAAAUCCAGACCGAUUCAAAUCCGGUCCGCGAGUCCACGGAUUGGAAGAGAUGACCGGUCAACUUACAAUUACACCUCAAACUCAAACACACCUAGCUUGAGAUCUAACUACAGCUUCACCGCGAGAAGCGGUUAUAGCGUUUGCACCGCUUCAACCGCUGCAUUGCCGAAUUACAUGGCGAUCACGGAAUCAGCAAAGGCUAGGAUCCGGUCUCAGAGCGCGCCGAGGCAACGUCCUUCGACGCCUGAGAAAGACCGGGCCGGUUCAGCUAGAAAACGGCUUUCUUAUCCGGUUCCGCCGCAGCAGCCACCGGAGGCUGGAGGAGGGUACUACGGUGGUGAUAAUAACAGCCAGAGUUUAAGGAGUCCGAGUUUCAAGAGUAUAGGAGGUUCGCAAUUGGGUGCAUUGGAGCAACAAUCGAAUUACUCUUCUUGCUGUACUGAGUCUCUUGGUGGUGGAGGAGAGAUCUCGCCUGCUUCUACUUCCGAUUAUAGACGGUGGUUAAGGUGA
This is a messenger RNA of Microthlaspi erraticum, 1599 nucleotides long. The record is from the annotation of a GenBank genome assembly. NCBI's taxonomy places the organism in Eukaryota, Viridiplantae, Streptophyta, Magnoliopsida, Brassicales, Brassicaceae.